Molecule: messenger RNA, 1099 nt
Organism: Glycine soja
Lineage: Eukaryota; Viridiplantae; Streptophyta; Magnoliopsida; Fabales; Fabaceae
Exons: 4
Coding region: 612-1028 (138 amino acids)
Source: RefSeq, a predicted model, not a curated record
UGUAACUGCAUACUACAUAGCAUAAAACACUUAUAAUUUUUUUCAAUUGCUACAGGGGGUAAAGAGGUCAUUAUAUGUAACAUCAGCAAUUCAUCUGCAUCUCCGGGGAGUUACCAACUUGAUAACACUAUCAAGGAUCUGUUUCUCACUUUCCAUUGCUAUUGUACACGCAAAGAUGUAGGUUUGAUAGUUUUUUUCUGCUUGAUCUUUUUACUCAAAUUAGUAGAAUAACAUGGCAUCAGAUUUUUGUUCCCACAUUAAUUACUUACUGCUGUUAAAUAUUUUGUUAGAUACAAUGUCUUGAUGUCCUACUUGAAGACACUGAUGUUGUGAAAGCAAUAACAGAGUAUGUCUCUUAUGCAGCAAUUGAGAACUUGGUGGUUGGUGCAACAUCCAGGCAUGGGUUUAUUCGAUUUAAGUCAUCAAGCGCAUCAAGUAGCAUUUCAAAAGGGGCGCCGGAUUUUUGUACUGUGUUUGUCAUUUCAAAGGGCAAAGUCUCUUCAGUUCGGAAUGCUACUCGCCCGGCCGCUCAUACAUCUCCACUUCUGAGCCAUAUACAUGAUCUAAUUAGCCAGGUCCAAACUCAACCUGCAGAGAUAUCCUCCAGACGUAUGAAUUUGAGAGACAGGACAUCAAUCAAACCUCACAGCCAGGCGGAUGAAUCUUUUAAGUCUCCAUUUGUAAGAGGAAGAGGCAUGGGUGGAAUGUCAUGUGUGGACUUCCCAGAAUCAGACACAGACAUAUCAUUUGUAAGCUCUGAGAGGCCAAGCAGUGGACGUUCAUCCUCCGUUUAUGACUACAUUGACACAGGCCGAACUUCUCGACUUUCUACCAAUUCAGAUCAUAGCUUUGGAUCAACUCGAUUGGGACUCAAGUUCAACCCCUAUUCACCAGAUACGUCAUUCUCACAUGAAAGCUGUACAACAUCAUUUUCAUAUUCAUCACAGAGCGUGGUGAGUGAGCACAUUUCUUUUUUAUAUACACCACUUCAAUUGAUUAGCUAUGAAUAUCUUCUUUCAAUAUAUUAGAGUAGCCAUCCGAUGGCUAGCAGGUUACGCUAUUUGCUUUUAAAAAUUCUAGUUUUUCGAGCAUAUCUUCA